GUGAAGUACGAAGAGAGGUCGACGAUAAGAUUCAUUAUAGUAGCACGCGAAAAAAAAAAUAAAGAAUAAUAUAAAAGUAUGUUUGAAAGAGAGAAGAAAAUACGUGGUCCAUCGGUAAAGAGUGACGUCCCUGAGGGAGGAAAUAGGUGAGAAAGGGGCCGAGCACGACGCCAUGUCGAUGUUCACCCUCUAGUUCGUUCUCGUUACAGCCCUUGUCUAAAAGUCCAACUCGAGUCGGAAAAAAAAGGUUCUAAAAAAAAGGGGGAAAAAAAUAAUCGAAAAGCUAGCGCAGUGUGGGAAAGCUCGAAGACAAAUCUUUAAAUUAGAUUAUCGAAAUCACUGGCGAAAUUACUCUUGCACGAAGCAUUGGGCUAUGAAUGAAGACCCAACCUUUUCAUCUCGAGGUUUUGGCAGUUUUGCUAUUGUCAGUGAUACCCUGGCCAGGUCCAAGUGUUUUUAAAAUAUCAUGCCCCCGCGAUCGUGCCUCGGUGGUGAGGAGGAUAGUUCACAAGAGAUGGAUACCUAUCCUGAAAAAAUAUCAGGUAGAGCUACCCUUAGAAUGUCCCUUUCACGAAAGUCGAGACAUUUUUCGACCUCAACAACGAGCAAAGCAUCAGCACAGACCGUCGCAAUGGACCUGCGGCCUCUGCGGCAAAUCAUUUUACGCGGAGAAACAUCUCGACGCGCAUUUCGAUAACAGACACAAAAGUAACGUUAAUACGGCGGAAGAUGCCGUGUGCCUUGCCGACUACUGCGACAUUAUGAGAUGCGAAGUAUUGGGAAAUCGUGAUUUUGAAAGUUCAAUGGACGACGAGGACGACGAUGGGGGUCAUCUCAAUACUGAUAUACAAGUGUGGAAGGAGAAUACGGAGCAACGCAGUACGUCGGUGGUUCCGUGUUCGCGAGAUGUAGCAAGGAAUAACUAUCGUUCUUCCUCUUCAUCUUCCACGGAUAAAUCCUGCGCACUUGCAGCUACGAAAAACGAUUUACAACGUUCGUAUUGUCGACGUGCCGACGCUGACGUCCUGAAAAAUCAUCGUCUAGCCGAUUCCUCUUCUUCUUAUCGUCGCAACGAGAUAGCUGGUCCUGAAAAUAACAGUGACGCUUGUGAUAAUGACGAUGAAGACGAGGAAGACGGCGACGAUGAUGAUGAUGAUGAACAGGACGAUGAAAAUAACGAGGAUGACGACGAGGAUGAGGAAGAUGAUGAGGCAAAUCUGGUAGAAUCUGCCCUACCUGCCGUUGAUAAAAAACAAAGACGCAGAGGGAUACAUCUUAGGAAACUGAAAUCCAAUUGCAAGCCCGAGGAACUCCAAAAACUCAAGUUACAAUGUGAAAUACUCGUCCGCGAUUGUAUCGCAGGACUUCUCGCAAAUCUUUCGGUUCGAGACUUUCAAGAAAUCGAAGGUGAACUGAACCGGGCUAUCUGUUGGUAUCUUAGUUGCGAUAGAUAUUGGGAAGAUACUAAACGACAACAACGGCAGACACCAUGGUAUCUGCUCGCUACGUUUAUGGCUCUUUUCUGUACGUCGAUUUAUGCCUGCUAUUACGUCAUCUGGGUUCUCUUCAAUACCGGAGACGAAGAUAGGUUUGACAAUUCGGGAAGUUACAACGAUGGAAGUCUUACGGGUACGUCAUCGUUACACGAUCAGGGUGGUCAUGGCGAGGGUAGAUCGAUAGAUAGAAGAAAAAUGGAUGGUGAAGACGAUAAUCUAGCAUCUACGAACGAAGAGAUGCCAGAUCAUUACAUAUACGUCGCAUAUCCCCCAGAAUUGAAACGUCGUCUCUUAGAAAGCUGCUACAACAGGACUACCAGACUAUGAGACCGAAACGAAAGAGGACGAUCGUUUCAUAUCCAUCUUGAACACGACUGCACUACGAAUGAAGGCACUCUUUUCUCUUUCUCUCUCUCUCUCUCUCUCUCUUAAUCUUUCUCUCUAUUUCUCUUUGUCUUCGUGUUUUGUAUACCAAAUCUAUUCGAAUAAAUUGCAACGUAAGACAGGAAUCUUCUAUCGUAGAAACAACAACAAAAAAAACGACCGUAAGAAAAGAGUUUUAAGAAGAAGAAGAAAAAAGAAUAAAAAAAUAGGCUUUAAAAUUGUUUUCGUUUAAUUGUACAAGUUAAAUCAUCUAUCUACUAUUUGUUAAAAUGAAAGAAAGAAAGAAAAAGUAAUGGGAAGAAAAAAAAAA
This is a messenger RNA of Polistes canadensis, 2190 nucleotides long. RefSeq lists its product as uncharacterized. The coding region runs from base 378 to 1823 and encodes 481 amino acids. Lineage: Eukaryota; Metazoa; Arthropoda; Insecta; Hymenoptera; Vespidae. The transcript is spliced from 9 exons. The record is from RefSeq and is a predicted model, not a curated record.